AUGGUGAAGAGAAAGAGAGCCGCCAUUCUGCCAACAAACAUCGCGUUGUUGCAGAACCUUGUUCGCAGAGACCCAGAAUCGUACCGGGAAGAGUUUUUGCAGCAGUAUGCGCAUUACGAAUCGCUGAGAGACAUUUUUUUGUUGACUCCGUCUUCUGAUGAUGGAGAGGAGUUUGGAGAGCUGAUUGUAUUCAUGUCUGCUGUUUGUUCGUGCUAUCCGAAAGAGACCGCCAAGUUCCCAGAGGAUUUGAAGAUCAUAUUGUCCAAUAACCACCGUGAUUUGACGCCCGAUUUGCGGGAAAAGAUCAUCCAGUGUCUGGUUAUGUUGCGUAAUAAGGACGUUAUUCGUGCCGAGUUUUUGAUCCAGACAAUUUUCCCUUUGUUGAGCGCUUACGGUCCCAGCGUGGAGGGCAAUGUCGGUAUGCACGCCAAACGGCUUAGACGCCAGAUCUACGGGUCUUUGGUGUCUCUUUUGAAGUCGUGCAACACUGGGGUGAAAAAUCAAAAGCUCAACAGAUCCACCCAGGCUUUGCUGUUCAAUUUGUUGGAACAGAAGGACGGCAACGGAUUAUGGGCCACGAAACUAACGAGAGAGCUGUGGAGACGGGGAGUGUGGGACGACUCGCGCACGGUGGAGAUCAUGACACAGGCCUCGUUGCACCCUGACACCAAGGUGGUGAUAUCUGGUAUUCGGUUCUUUUUAGGAGCAGACAAGGAAAGAGAGGAGAUGUUGGAGGGAGACUCAGACGACGAGGAGCUGGAUCCAGACCAGAUCCGCCAUCAGAUGCAGGUGAACAAGAAGUCGUCGAAGCGAGGCAGAAAGCUGGAAGCUGCGAUCAAGCAGUCUAAGAAAAAGAGCAGCAGAACCAACACAACGUACUUGAACUUUUCCGCCAUCCACCUUCUCAGGGACCCGCAGCAGUUUGCAGAGGACCUUUACGAACAGCAUCUGGCCAGCAAGAACGCCAACAAGUUCGACCUGGACCAGAAGAUCGCAAUUAUGAAUCUUGUUUCGCGGCUGGUUGGAACGCACAAGCUGACCGUUUUGGGAGUGUACUCGUUUUUCCUCAAGUACCUGACGCCGAAGCAGCGCAACGUGACGCAGAUCAUGGCAGCCUCUGCGCAGGCGUCGCACGAUCUGGUGCCGCCGGAGACCAUCAACAUGGUUGUGCGCAAGAUUGCAGACGAGUUUGUUUCUGACGGAGUGGCUGCGGAGGUGGCCGCUGCGGGAAUCAACACGAUCCGCGAGAUUUUGGCAAGAAACCCGGCCGGUAUUGAUGAGGCCCUGCUGCAGGACUUGACGGAGUACAAGUCGUCCAAGGCGAAGAACGUUGUGCAUGCAGCACGGUCGCUGAUCUCGCUGUAUAGAGACGUUGCACCAGAGAUGCUUUCUAAGAAAGACAGAGGCAAGUCGGCCACGAUGGACAUUAUCCACGACGGGGCCAAGGGCGUGCCGCAGUACGGUGUGGAGACCAACGUGGUGCAGGGCAUUCCUGGACUGGAGUUGCUGGCCAAGUGGAAAAUGGAGCAAGGAACUUUGGGCCAGGAGAACGCCGAGGACUGGAAGCUGCCCGAGUCCGAGUCCGAGGAUCUGGACGACGACAUCGAGGGCGACUGGGUCGACGUGAAGGAGGGCGAGGACAUCGAGAUUUCCGACGACGACGAGCCUGCUGCCGAACACAGAGGUAUCAAGAAGAAGUACCUCAAGUACAUGAAGAAGAAGAAGACGCACGAUUUCGACUCGGACCUGGAGCUUUCCGAUGACGAGAGAGACGUGAAGAAGCAGAAGCCGAGCGCGGAGCAGGAACAGGCCGUGCAACAGACGCUGGCCCAGGUGCUGACUCCGGCGGAUUUUGCCAAGCUCAAGGAGCUGAACCAGGUGGCAGGUGUGGAGCGCAUCUUGGGCGACAAGCACAAGAACGAAGACUCUGUGGACCACUCGACGCUGGUCGGAAAGGUCAAGUACAAGCAGACCAAGGAAGAGAGACUGGAACAGGUCAAGGAGGGCAGAGAGGACAGAGACAAGUUUGGAUCUCGUAAGGGAAAGAGAGACGCUCCUCAUUCCACCACUAAUAAGGAGAAACAGAGAAAGAAGAACUUUGUGAUGAUGAUCCACAAGAAGGCCGUCCAGGGAAAACAGAAAUUGAGUCUGCGAGACCGGCAGAAGGUGCUGCGUGCGCACGUCGAGCGGCAGAAGAAGAAAAAAUAG
Molecule: messenger RNA, 2208 nt
Organism: Ogataea philodendri
Lineage: Eukaryota; Fungi; Ascomycota; Pichiomycetes; Pichiales; Pichiaceae
Exons: 1
Coding region: 1-2208 (735 amino acids)
Biological process (GO): ribosomal large subunit export from nucleus; ribosomal large subunit biogenesis
Cellular component (GO): nucleolus
Source: RefSeq, a predicted model, not a curated record